AUUUAUGUUAAGAUUAGCUACUUAGACAAUAAAAAAUAUGGUGCAAAUAAUUCCUAUUAUUAGACCAAUCUAAAUUUGUUAGAAACCGAUGUAAUUUUUUGGAUUGGCUAAAUUAUUUAAAUAAAGUCGAAUAAUAGGAUAGGGUAGAUCAAAAACAAAAAGUUCAUCAUCAAGUUGGAAAAAGAGAAUUAGAAGUCAAAAUAGAUAAUAUAAGAUUGGAAAUCAUAAGGGAUUGUUAAAGAGAGUUAAGAUAGUUGGACCUAGAAGAGCUAGAAGGCUUAAAUUUAAAUCUGCUGGAUCUAGACAUCUUAAUCGAAAUUGUUCAAAAGCAAAUUUGAGAAGAAAAAGACGAACUCGAUAUAUAAGUGAUGUUGAUAUGCCAAGAAUGAGGAAAUUGUUACCAUUGAUGAAGAGAUAGAAAUGUAAAAGAGGAUCUUGAGUAUUUAAGAGAAGAGAGAAACA
This is a messenger RNA of Paramecium sonneborni, 462 nucleotides long. The record is from the annotation of a GenBank genome assembly. Lineage: Eukaryota; Ciliophora; Oligohymenophorea; Peniculida; Parameciidae.